GCCAUUUUCUCUAGUAUAAAAACCUACUUAAUAUCUCAUAAUACUUGUAAAAGAUAUAAUUAGCAGAUCGCUUCUAAUCUUCCCUCUCUAAUCACUCUCUAAGUCAACGUCAACAACAACGGUCAUCGCCUUCUCUCUCUCUCUUCCCUUUAUUCACGCACACUUCGUGGCUAAUAUAUUCCAACAAGAACACAACCCACAAGCAUCCCUCUCGACACACACACUUCUCUCCUAAAACCAGAAAACAAUGGUGGUUGCAAGUCCCGGCAGCUCGAUGAAGAGCUUAACCAUCCAAAUCCUAACCGGAAGAUGGUUCAUGUUCUUCGGGAGUCUCUUAAUCAUGUCGGCGGCUGGAGCCACUUACAUGUUCAGUCUCUACUCAGGCGAUAUCAAGAAAACCUUAGGCUACGACCAAACCACGCUUAACCUCCUCAGUUUCUUCAAAGAUCUUGGAGCCAACGUUGGAGUCCUCGCGGGUCUAAUCAACGAGGUGACUCCGCCUUGGUUCAUCCUCAUAAUCGGAGCCAUACUUAACUUCUUCGGCUACUUUAUGAUUUGGCUCGCCGUCACAAAACGGAUCUCGAAACCUCAAGUUUGGCACAUGUGUCUCUACAUCUGCAUCGGAGCCAACUCGCAGUCGUUUGCUAACACCGGAUCGCUCGUCACGUGCGUCAAGAACUUCCCGGAGUCACGUGGUGUUGUCUUGGGGAUUCUCAAGGGAUAUGUUGGUCUUAGUGGCGCCAUUAUUACACAGCUCUACCAUGCCUUUUACGGCGAAGACACCAAAGCUCUCAUCCUGAUGAUCGGUUGGUUACCUGCAGCAAUCUCGUUUGCUUUCUUGAGGACGAUAAGGCUGAUGAAAGUACAGAGACAGACAAACGAGCUAAAGGUGUUUUAUAACUUCCUCUAUAUAUCGUUGGGGCUCGCGACGUUUCUCAUGGCGGCCAUCAUCACCAACAAACUCUCCGGCUUUACACAGAGCGAGUUUGGAGGUAGCGCCGCCGUGGUGAUCAUCUUGCUUCUUGUUCCGAUCAUAGUCGUCGUCCUGGAAGAAAAGAAGCUUUGGAAGGAUAAACAAGUCGCCUUCAACGAUCCAGCACCGAUCGAUAUCGUCACCGAGAAACCGAACUCAGAUUUAUCAGAGGUCAAAGAUCAUCAUGACACAGAGCCAGAGGAAAGGGAGACGGUGAAAACGGCGUCGUGUUGGACGACUAUGUUUAGUCCACCGGAAAGAGGAGAUGACUACACGAUCUUGCAAGCGUUGUUUAGCGUAGACAUGUUGAUCUUGUUCUUGGCGACCAUCUGUGGCGUGGGAGGGACUUUGACGGCGAUAGAUAACUUGGGUCAAAUCGGUAGCUCGCUUGGCUAUCCAAAGAGAAGCGUAAGCACGUUCGUGUCACUAGUAAGCAUAUGGAAUUACUUCGGUCGUGUGGUUUCUGGUGUUGUCUCUGAGAUCUUCUUGAUCAAAUACAAAUUCCCAAGACCACUAAUGCUCACACUGAUCCUCCUCCUCUCCUGCGCCGGUCACCUCCUCAUCGCUUUCAACGUCCCCGGUGGACUCUACGUCGCAUCCGUCAUCAUAGGGUUUUGUUUCGGUGCGCAAUGGCCGCUUCUGUUUGCUAUCAUCUCCGAGAUUUUCGGGCUCAAGUACUACUCGACAUUGUACAACUUUGGUUCGGUCGCAAGCCCCAUCGGGUCUUAUUUGCUAAACGUUCGUGUCGCCGGGUAUUUGUACGACGUGGAGGCGGAGAAGCAAUAUAAAGCAUUAGGGCUAUCGAGAGAGGAAGGGAAAGAUUUGAAUUGCGAAGGCACGGCUUGUUUUAAACUGUCUUUUAUUAUAAUUACCGCUGUAACUUUGUUUGGUGUAUUGGUCUCGAUGAUCUUGGUGAUCCGGACCAAGAAGUUUUACAAGAGUGAUAUCUACAAAAAGUUUAGAGAAAAGGCCUUGGCGGCCGAGACGGAGAUGGCAAGGCCGGCUCCUCCGGUAAGAUCGACGGCGGAGGAGGAGGAAGAGAGGGAUACUGUUAAUGGCAAAGAAUUAGGCAAAGGAGGGUAAAGUUGCUUAGUAAAUGAUGAUUGUUAAAGAUACUAGAUCAGACAAUAUGGUAAAGUAUUUUGUAAACAUAUUAUAUGUCCCGAUACAAGCUUUUGGAACACAUCUGUCCAUCGUUACUUUAGUUUGAUGUUUUUUAUCGUUUUGUGUUUUAAGGAUUAUGGAUAGUAGUGAAAGGGUAAAAUUUGGAGA
This is a messenger RNA of Thlaspi arvense, 2245 nucleotides long. The record is from the annotation of a GenBank genome assembly. Lineage: Eukaryota; Viridiplantae; Streptophyta; Magnoliopsida; Brassicales; Brassicaceae.